This is a messenger RNA of Racocetra persica, 558 nucleotides long. Lineage: Eukaryota; Fungi; Glomeromycota; Glomeromycetes; Diversisporales; Gigasporaceae. The record is from the annotation of a GenBank genome assembly.
AUGACAAGUUAUUUACACACCAACCUGUUUAAUGUUAUUGGAUAUGAGGAUAAUGAAAAUCUGGAACAACGAACUCGACCUGAUUCUCAUGUAGAACAACAAUGCUUUCGUACAUAUUUGAGGAAAAAAGAAUUUUUCACUCUUAAAAAAAUUAAUAACACAUUAGCUAAUUUAGAUAGAGAUGUUAAAUUAAGUAAGGAAAUGAAAUCAUUCAGUAUACUUGCAAAAGAAAAACGACAAAAAUUUAUUCAAAAUACUUUAUUACAGCAAAGUAGUACUAACAUUUGGAAACCAAUUCCAGUAACAGAACAAGAGGCUGAUGCACUAAAAAAUAAAAGUGCAAUGAGAAAAGAAGAACUCAUUGCAAUCAUUAAUUUAGUGCUUAUUUCACUUCCUGAGUCACAAUACGCAAAGUAUACUAACCUAAAAAAUAAAACAAAGGAUAUGCUUUUAACGAUAUUGCAAGAAAUAUAUGAUUUAAAUAGUGCUGAAAAAAUUAUAGACGAAGAAACUACCAUUAAUAAGCUUACUAAUGAAAGCUUAACAAAGAACAAUUAA